Spirometra erinaceieuropaei is the source of this 17397-nucleotide messenger RNA. The record is from the annotation of a GenBank genome assembly. Lineage: Eukaryota; Metazoa; Platyhelminthes; Cestoda; Diphyllobothriidea; Diphyllobothriidae.
AUGCGGACGCCCACCGGGCACAACCACCUGUCCAUUAACCAGGUUGUUAAUCCCGCUCAGCUGGAGUGCUGCAUCGACGCGAUUGACAACUGCUACCGUCAACCCCAGAUGCUAGUGCCUCGCCUAACAGUAACAGCUGAAGAACCAAAAGCGACGGAUUUAAGUAUUGACAAGAGGAUCGAACUGGUAAUCCUCCACAUGCAAUGUGGCAGGAAAACUUAUUUGCUGGCCUUUGGGAGGUUAAUCUGUUUUCAUCUCCGUAUUCUAGGAGACUGCUACUCUCAGGCCAGGCAACCCAGUUGAGUGCACAGGUCCGACAGCUGAAACUGAGGCCUUAAUGAUUUACGUCGUCACAGUGCGGUACUUCGACGCCUGCACAACCGUCUACAUGUGUGGGUGUUGCGUGCAUUUAGAUCAUGGGUGUGGUACUCGUGGGAGAUACAGCAUGCAGGAGAAAUGUCCACGCCACAACACGCAGCAUUGGCUUUUCCCUCAAAGUUAGCAUUCUAUGUUCAACCUUCAAAACUAUGGUCAACAAACGACUUCCAGAUGGCGGCAGACGUUCUGGUCGGCGUGAAAUUGUGUCGAAAGUAAACGGUCCCCCUCACCAUGGGUGGGAGCGACGGGGACUCGAUAGUCGGCCCAGGUCAAUUCUGGUCAGGUGACCCACAGUGAAACUCGGUGGCCGCCUGGCCUGACUCAGCAGCCCUAUUGGGUGGUGCACCAUGCCUCCGGACGCGGACACGCAUUCGGCACAAAUGUCUGUCCAUCAGCCAGGUUGUUAACCCCAGUCAGCGGGAGCGUCGUAACGUUGCAGCGCACAUGGGUAGGGAGGGGACAUUAAAAAAAAGAGUCCCGCCGUCAAAGUUUGAACUGGCACAGGAGCCAAAGGCGAUGAAAAUAACCGUUGGCGAGAGGAUCUAUUUGACAAUUCGGUAAGAUGCGGUUAUGUGGCCGCACCUGAUGGACAAAAUGCUGUUGACCUACUUACAGUACCUGUGCUAACUCAUGAAAUGCCGAGGUCAAAAUUAGAGUGGAAACUGUAGCGAAUUUUUGGUGUUGUUAUUUGUGUUUAUUUAGUUGAAAUAAGGACGAAAAGGCCGUUUGCUGAAGGAAAGUCCGAUACGGAUCUGUAUAUUAAAUAGAAAACGAGCCGAAUUUAGGCGAAAUCGGAGGAUUCCUGAUAUUCAAGCACUUUCCUACGCUAUUAAAGCUUUCGGAUCGAAAUUUUUUGUUUUACCUUAUUAAUCUGUUCAAGAAGAUUAAUAAAUGGAAGAAAUUUUUCAAUAAAUUUUCGUACAAGAAGAAAAAAUUAAAUUUCAAUAUCAUGAAAAUCAGGGAAAUGCAGAUAAAUUAUAUCUCAUUGUGUUCAGGAAAUAAGGUGCGAUUCUUCAUCUAAAAAUUCUAUUUUACAAAUCCGUAAAGUUUUAUGUUUCAAAAUACCGAAAUAAAAAAGUUUAUCAGUGUGAUUGUUUUACCAGACCGAAAAUACGUGUCGUAAACGAAUAGGCAUUGAGCAAUAAUUUACCGUACUAACAACACAGGUAUUAGCUAAAAGCCCAGACACGCGUGUUUCGCCGAUCUUGUGCCGCUGCCUGACGCAGCUGCGGACCGUGCCUGAAAAGGCCUGUUUCGAAAGAGUUACUCCAAGUUCGCGCAUUAAUUUCCUCGGAAAUUAAGCAAGGCGAAUAGGCAUUGAGUUCGCGCGACAUGCCGUCACCUUUCUCUGUCACGCAAAACGAUACCUAUGUCUAAACAAUACUUAUCCGAAGUUGACUUCCAGCGUAUUCGAAAAUUGGCGGCGGAGGGGAUCCCGCGUGAGUGCUUAGCUAGUAUUUUCAAUAUUAGUAAGGUCACUCUGUGGCGCAUUAUUAAUGAUAAAACUGUUCCUAGAAAUAAGAUAGGGGGACCAAAACGGUCCACAAGUAAGCAAGACGACGAUUUAAUUCGUCGUACAUUAAAAAAGUUUCAUUACAUGCCCAUUGAGACCAUUCAGUGGGAACAUCUCCCGAUGUGCUCUAUGAACAUCAUUAGGAAAAGGAUGAAGGAAUCUGAACUGCAGCGGCGGAAGGCCAUGAUUAAGCCAUUUUUAAGUAGAAAACUAAUUAGAGAACGGCUUUUAUUUGCUAAGAAUUAUAUUGAUUACAGGUCUUCAUUUUGGAAGGGCAUUUUCUUCUGCGAUGAGGUUUUAUUUUCAGACAAGCCUACGAAAUCUCUCCAAACCGUCAUAUGUGGAAAGAACUUCCCGAGAGAACGUACUACACCGACGGUAACAUUCAAGACCUGUCGGCGGAUGAUGGUUUGGAUGGCGAUUAAAUUCGGUGAGCGGCCUGUCUGGCGGUCAACAUCCGACACCAUCAACAGCAAGGUGUUUAUUGCAAUUGUCGAGGAUGCUUUCGGUUACAACGGCAUUAGUCGGCGCCGAAUGGAUACUGUAAUUUUGCACGACAAUGCACCUGUCCACCGCUCUAAAGAGGUACGAAUUUGAUGCCGCUUGCAAAUAUAAUCUAACAUUUUAGACAACAACCACCCUCUCCGCAAUCGGCCUCCAAUCCAUUGUCAUCCCGGCCAACAGUCCCGAUUUGAAUCCUAUCGAAAAUCUUUUUGGAAUAGUCAAAAGAAAUUGGCACAAAGCUAAGAAGACUCUUUCAAUGCAGGACAAAUUGGAUUUCAUACUCAAUAAUUACAUUUUACAAUCUACCAUAGACAACCUCGUCAUGACUUUCUGCCGUUAUUAAUUCAAAUGGACAGUCAACAAAGUACUGAUUUUUUGUAUCUGUUUCUGUCCUUAAUUAUUUUUGCUCUUUUAUGCGCCCUCCUCCUUUAUACGCCCUCAUACGUAGCCUUUAUUAACGUGGUUGUAAUAUAGGCGUUUCUCGAAAAUGUGACUUCUGUCGAAAAUUAUUUAUUUUUAUCUCAGUAAAUAAUAUUUUCUAAACCAAACUUUGCUUUAUUUCUUUGACACAUCUUUUAUUUUCCGCUAUCAGACUUUGGGAGCCGUAGUGUUUACCGAUUCUGCGUUAAAGUCGUUUACCUGUGUUAAUUCAUGACAUUUCAUGUUAGCACAGGUACUGUAAUUAUUUUGAUUUAGUGUGAUUACGUUGGCAUGGUGUUUCUGUGUGUUGCGGUGUGUGUUCUGUUGGCAGCCUUGUUUCUUUGUUGCCGUGUGUACCUUUUUCGGUCCAAUGCCGGUGGUCCUUCUUGACUUUCGGCCUGUCGUCUCUUUCUAACUUUCGCGUUGGAUGUUUCAGGGCUAGGGUUUAGGGUUGCGGUUAAGGGUUAGGGUUAGACUUAGGGGUUGGUUAGGGUUAGGGUUAAGACAACUAUUUCUCAAUCACUUAAAGUACAACUGUGCAUUCCCAAUAACUUUUAUUUCGCAUACAAAUAGAGUACGUGACCUAUCUCAUGAAAUCUGAUAACUGAAACUGAUAAGAGAAUUUCCGGACGCCUUUAACGUGGCGCAUCUCUUCGCCCACCCACAUCCUUCAAUGAAAUGUCUUUUCUUGUUCAGAAAUAGUGUUUAGGUAAUUAUAUCAAGAAAAAUAUCAGUAAAUUUUAACGAACAUGGACGUUGAAAUAUAUUUGUGCAAUUUUACUACAUGUCCUAGACUUUGGUUACGCAUCUGAGCGAUUUUUUCAUUGAAAGGAUAGUAAUUUACCCGCGAGAUUUAGCCGAACUUGAAAAUUUAUUUUAUGUCCGAUGUUAACCAUGAUGAUCAACCUGUUAACACAAAGGUUAUUUAAAGAAAAUCAGACAUUUUAUCAAUUCCCAAAUGUCAAAUUAGGAGAUAUGUGGGAUUUGGUGCCCAAAAGUGCAGUAAUAAUGCAGAUAGGGAUUCCUUCGUUUAAGUGGGCUGAAAGUUUUUUUGCCGUUUGGAAAAUUCUACCUGUUGUCACAUAAAUGACCACCACGGAAUGGUCAUUUCCAGCUUUACACAUAUGAAACACUACUUGUCGUGUAUUUUAGCUUCUGCGCAUUCUGUAUUCAGAAAUAGAAAGAGCAAAACAUUACUAGUUUCAUCAAAAUAACAAUAUUUAUAUGGGCGCUCUGCCGUGCAUUCACAAUCGAAGAACGGAGUCUAAAAGCUAGCAAAGGCAGUGGAAAUGGCCUCAAUGUAUAGACAAGGGCAUGUUCUUGCGUUUACGGUAGAAAAUAUUAGUAUUGCUUAGGAACGUGAAAGAAACGGCCAAAAGUGCCAAAUUUUUGCUUGGCCUUACCGUGCAAAACUGCAAAGUACACAGAGAUCCGUCAACGGAGUGCAGUAAUAAAGCACUUCUUAAAGAGGUAACUUAUUGAGCAAAGUUUUUUUUUAUUGAUCAAAGGCAUAUUCGUUGCUGACCGUCGUUGUGGACAGACAUUUUUCUCGAAAAUGAAAUUUGAUGUUUGAAGUAGUAUCCACUUGUGACCCAAACGACCAUCUUCGUGAAAAGGAGCGCCCGAACACUCAUUAAUUCGGUAAAUGCCUUUAAGAAUAAUCUUAUUUUAAAGUUCUUAACAGACAGGUAAUUCAGAAUCUGUCUUUAUGGACGAUCGGGUGAAAACACUGAAAAUCAUGAUGUAUUCAGCAACAUUUCGAGGCCGAUCUGAAACUCAACGUAAACCUAAACGGACGAGAAGUGUAAAUUAAUUUGACCGAAGAAAAAAAUCUCGCUAUAAACACCAAAUGGUAUGUUAACGAUCAUGCCAGUCAGUUCUAUUUAAAUUUAUUUGGCACCGACCGCCCUCAUGGCAUGUCACCUUAUGAAAACUUUUGUUCCUGAGACGCCCCCAUCAGUGAAAUCAAGCAUAAUCUAGCUUCUCUUGUUGAGCCCCAUCUCAUCUACUUCAAACAAAUUAAAAAACAGGAAUCACAGGAAUACUGUUUUGGAAUCUACACUCAGAAUGUAGGCAGUUGACAAUCCGUCAUAUAUGAAAUCACAGUACUUAUUAAACGAUAUUUAGAUGUAAACUUCGCUAAAACACUGUUAUUAGUCGUUAUUUUUUUUGUCUACUUUCCUAUUUACUACGUUUUUGGUAUGAAAAUACAUUCUAUACAUCCAAAAACGAACUUUACUUAAUUAGAGUCAUUUCUGACAUUUUCGGAAUAUUGCGCUUCUCAAAAUAAAUCGGCAUUUCUAAACAACGCAAUACUGCCUUUAAUAUUUCUUUUAUGUUUUUAAUUCUUUUAAACUCGUGCUUAAUUAACAUAGAAAUCGGACUCAUGAAAUGGUGUCGGUUUGUGAGUGAUUGGCAAUCAUUCGUAAAUUUCGACACAUUUCAUGAGCUAUGUCACUAACUGUACCUGAGCUCAUCGCCUGUGCGUUCUCCGCCCGUACAUGUAAAAACCCCUUUCAUUAUUACAGGCGGCUGGGGUUUGCUUACCUCAGGUUUGGCUACAUAACAACCGUUGACCGGUAACUCUUCAGAUGAUCAAUUUUCCCCGGACAUUGUAGUGCCAAUUUCGUAUGUCAUGGUUUAACUAGAUGCGUUUGAUGUUGAGUAGCAUUCUACCUGAAACUGCCUGAAAAUUUGUUGGCGACCGUGAUAAUGGGUGUGUGGGACACUGUCAGAAAGACUGGAAUCUCCUGCGUAUGAGAUGUGCUAACGUCUGAGAACCACCAGCGGGCUUGAGUUAUGCUUACGGUUGAGGUCGUCACUGCUACAUUAACUACCGAGCAUCAGGUCCUCGCAUGCAAAACUAGACUCACUGCCCGGCAGAGCAUGGGCACACUUUAACAGUAAUGCUGCCCUUCUUGAUUCCUUCGGAAAUGGAUGCGAGAACUUGGAGUGAAUCCCGCGGACUCAAAAGUUGGUACGAAUAUUUGGGCUGAAAUCCAUCAGUUACUGCGGAGUAGCAGCGUAGUAUUCACAAGCUGCCAAUAGGAAGUCAGUAGUAUACAAAUGCUGAAUGAUUUACCAUGCUCACAGCACAGGUACCAGCUAAAGGCCCGGACACGCGUGUUGAGCCGCAGGACGUAGCUGCGAGGGGUUCGGCCCAUCUGUGUAUCCCAUAUUGUUCCCCGUGUCCUUUCUGGGAUAUGGACUACGGCUUACAUGCUGCCCUUUUCAACCUCCUCGGAAGUUAUUUCCGGUCUUCAGUCUCCAGAACCAGCCUAAAAAGCUUUAUUUCGAAGGAUUUGCUUCUAGUUCGCGCAUUAAUUUCCAAAGAAACUAAAAAGGCCAGCAUGGAAACUGGAGUCAACAAGUGAGCUUUUCACCCGUUUGGAAUCAAGUUCAAGUGCGUACGUCGUUUCUAGUUCGCUGCAUUUCGGUCUUUUGUAGGCCACUGGUGUUUAGGUGGUGUUCGGUGGGGGGAAUACACUGGACAGGAGUGACAGGUCGUUUCAUGAGUCCGGUGCACUAGGUAGUUGCCCAGCACGUCUCUUAACUGGCACACAGUUCUCAUCUGUGGCUCGCCGCAGCCAUGCUCUGCUUAGCGGUCACACCAGUAACCGCUUUGACCAGGGGUAGAGUAGAAGAGGGUAUCGGGUGCUGUGUUUCUCCACACCCGGUAGUUUCCUCCCUGUUCCACACAGAGGAAGCAACGGCGGCUCCGUAGUCGGUACAGGCUAAUUCGGAUGGACUCCACAUUAAAAACCAAAAUCGUAACCUACAGUUGGUCUUUGCAGCAACUUGGAACGACAGGGCAACCCUGUUUCGGAGUGCAAAUACCUACCUCGUCCUGGGUGGACGUGGCUAGAAAGGGAGCCCUAACGGGUGCGGUAUAAUCACGUCGUCUGCAAGCUGGCUGUUGUUCGUGAACGCAAAAUGUGCGGUGUAAAGGACCUACGGUAGCACAUAGAAAUAGGAACCCCCCUUAGUACGGGCUGCCUUGCCUAAAUCCUAUUGAAAAUGGGCUUGAAAAGAAUAUUGGGGUUAGGGUUAAGGUUGGCGUUGCAGUCAAGGUUAGUGAUACGGUUAAGGUAGGAUUAAGGUUUGGGGCAAGGUUUGUGUUUAGACUGGUGCAUUGCGGGGGUGUGUCCCUAACGGACCACUGCUAGAUGCGCUGGACCAACACGGAGGCCAUGUCGGAUUCUGACGGGCAUUAUCGGAAUACGCAUCAUAGCAAAUGCCAACAUUUUGGGGGUGCAGUGACAGGCCCAGUUGCCGGGGUACAUCGCGCACAUUGGGACCCCUGCCGUUCCCCAUUAUUAUUAUUUGUCAAAAUCCCGGUCAUUUGUUGUGAGGACUAGGGUGUGCGGAGUAGAACACCAAGGUACGAGCUCGACCGCGCCAUCCAUCGGCGCCCUCCCCCACCUCCGGUCUUCUUGACUCUGUCUUGACACCGGGCCCAGGUGAGAGAGAGGUAGAGAAUGCGGUAGAUUCUGUGCAAGUCUACUAUCAUUAUAAACUAAUCAACGCCCAGUCACCGUUCCUGCUCCCACCUUGUUUUGGAGCACACUCUGGACAUCAUCGGCAACGAGUGUCGAACUGCCGUAUUGCGGGGGACGGGGGGGGGCAAGCGCCAUUUCCUGUCUUGCCGAAUGUACUAAUUAACUACCCAGAGCUCAAGUGCAGUGUAUGAGACUGCUAACUCUCACGGUGUUUCGUUGAAGCUAAAACCUCCAAGUUAUGAAAAAGAGUGUAAUACAGCGUCGUAGGGCCAGGGCAACAUCAUGGACACGCUGAAUCUCCGUAGGCCAGUUCUUUAAACUGCCUUAGCUGUUUCUCAAUGCUUUCUGUCUGACGUUUUGGGUCAGGAGAGUCUGUCCGAUUUUUAUGAACAAUCCUGGCUACCAGAUGGUCAGUUGCUGAUGCACCAUACCGACUGCUUGACAAUAUGAGUCUGCAGUGUUUUUCAUUCGACUGGAAAAUGGAGCCGUGUAGGAUGCUGCUUGUGGACCACUGUACAGUCAGUACAGUCUUUUAGUGCACGGACGGGGUUGGACCAAGUAAUAAGGAUCCCCGUACUACAGGUGGUCUUACGCUAAAUUCCAAAGCAUUGCCUAUCCCUCUGUCCUAACGCAAAUACCGAAGCCUAACACUAACGCCCAUAACUCCAACACGGUAAGAUGUGGUUAUGUAGUCCCACCUGAUGGACACAAUACUGUUGGGGUUGGGGUUUGGGUUAUGGUUAGGGGUUAGAGUUGGAGGUUAGGGUUAGAGGUUAGGGUUAGGGUUAGGAGUUAGGGCAACUAUUUCUCAACAAUUCAAAUUACAAUUGAAUAUUCAAUUGCUUUUACAAUUGGUAUUCAAGUCGAAAUUACGCAAACACCUUACACCGGAAAGUAUAAGGGCAAUUUUAACCGUCUCAUUCCCGAACACUCAGCUUCUUGACUUCGAGAAGAGUCCUGCUGGGAUUUAGUAAUAGAUCAAGUGGAAACCCUCACUUAUAUCUUUACAAACCCUGUUUCGAAUUGGUUUAUGAAUCCACGGCUAUCAGUCCUCCCCCAUAGCGACGAUUUUCGCGGUUCUUGAUGGCAUCUCCCUAAUUUCGACCUCAAGCUGUCCGUCGACGCUCACGGCGGAACCCUCAGUAUUCGCCGUCUACUAGUAUUUUGGUCGUACCUCCCUUCCCCACUCCUCGGCUGGGCUCGAAGCGUACCGUGGCCGAUCGCGUCUGGGUUCCUCUCGUCUGGCCUCUUUGACGCGAAUAGUCUCAUCCAGCAUAUUAAUUCUGCCCUGACGAUGUCCGCUCUGAAUCCCGCCGAUUGACUGCAGCCGGACGAAGUUCGGGCGAAUGCACUUCGGCUGACAUUUGCCUGAUGAGAACGCUAGCUGUAACCGCUUGCGGUGCUGUGUGUAGACUUUCGGCCUCAGUAAAAGGUUGUCAACCUAACUUACUUCUCUGCCUUAUGAUUUGGGAGCCUUUGAGUCGUCUACCAUCCUACCUCGAUAGACUUGUCCAUUUAAGCACUAGUGAUUCCAUGGACUCCAAGUCUGUAACUUGUCGUUUAGCAGCCGUGUGGACCUCAACAUGUACGGGGGGGAGGGGGGAGCAACCGCUGGCUCAGGCAGUUUCCGACAUUUAUUUUAUACACCUCAAGUCUCGGGAGUCCUCAGCGGCCUGGUUCGAUGCAAAAGUCGAUCGCCACGAGAUUAGUGUUUUCCUUGAAAGUGCGACGCUUGUACUCAAAAGUGCGGUAGCAAAAAGGAAGGGGUAAUAGUGCAUGGCUUGUACCAACUUCCUAUGCUGAUCUCUGGUUGGUCGUUACAUGGCAACGAGGGCGUGUCGGACAGUGCGGAUAAGUCGAUUUGGCGGUUGAUUGUACUGGCGCUCAGUUGUCGAGUCUCACUUUUUCGUCGUCCGAUUUUCGUCCGGCCUGUGCGCUGUCGAAAGAUGACAUGCGGGCGCAACUCCUUCCCGUUUCACUUUUACACACUAAUUUCCCUGUGGGAUGAAUUAUUGCGGUUGUUACAAUUAUAGCCGAUUGCUUAUUUGAGGUCUGGGCGACGGGCUACCGUUGGGCGCAUGAAUCGGUGGCGGCUAGCUGCCUUAUGACCAUAGCUUUCAUUCGGCGGUUUCAGUGUGUUUGGGAUUUGACACAAGCCAAUAAUUCUUCUGAAUUCCAACUCCGACUCCGCUUUACUGGCUCCCUGGCUUCACUGCCAGCGGUUGGUGGUAUCCGUUGUUGGGAGCAGGAGGUUAUUGGGGAAUGGGCUCAACUACCUUCUCAUUCGUCUGAGGAAAUAGUGCCAAGAGAUGACUGUUAUCAAUUGGAGGAAGGGGACUGCGUUUAGUAUCUUCGAUAGGAUUUUGAAUAAUAAAUAAAUACCUUGUUUUACGUAGCACCCACAGGGUAACUAUCAUGAUAAUUGAAAAAUACAUUUUGGAGGACAUUUCAGGAAGAGUAGGCAAGCAUUGUACAGUGUUCAGCUCGUACUUAUAAAAAAGGCAAGUUGCUGUGAAUAACGGAUAACAAACAGUGAAAAAGCUUUUCAAUUUUUUUGAGAAAAGGCGAAAUGAAUGUGGUUUGAUAAGUUUUUUAAAGGCCUUAUGAUUUGGGAGCCUUCGAGUCGCCUACCAUCCUACCUCGACAGACUUGUCCAUUUGAGCACUAGGGAUUCCACGGACUCCAAGUCUGGUACUCGUAGUUUUUGAAACAAACUGCCCUUCUACAUGUUGAUAGAACUACUUUACUACUGUGUAUGCGCCCUGGAGACGCCUGCAUAACUCCUUUCAAAAAGUUAUGGCAUCUGAAAUCUCAUAAAUAUCGAAAAAGUGUCCCGGACAGCUGGUGUUUUUUUCCAAUAAUGGCCGGCGACCUCCAUGUAUUUGAAGAGAGAUCAUGAAAAUUUCAAAGUAUGCCAGGUUUUCAAACCGAGCUAUUCCUUUUUUAGGCCUGUCCUUGCGAGAAUAUUUGCCGUGUAAAACGCUUGAUAAGGAAUUAACUGUCUUGUUAAUUAUUCCUCACUAACCCCUCUGACGUGAAAUAGUUAAAGAGAACUUCGUAACUAGCGAAUUCUGCCAAGUGGAAUUAUUUUGGGGGUCGGGGCCGUUCUCAGGCAAAAACUGGUUAAUCACUGUCUGUGAUUUCACUCGGUUUUAUACUCCGUAAUUAUCAAUUUUUCAACAUCCCUUAAGUACUUUUUCUUUUAAUUUGGCAGCGCGCUUUAGAAUUCAGCCUAUCACAUCUAGGACGUCAAGUAAAAAUAUCCCUGGGCUUAGGAAAUGAUAGUAACUAACGAGCAGCCUUCGGGGAAUGCCACCCUCAUAUGAGAGGUUAGCAUUUAAUACAACUGCGAAUGUUUUAAACCAAGGUCUUUCCUCUUUGCAGGUGUCGUGAAACCAUCCAAACGAACUCAACCGAAACGUAACUUAAAGUCCUGAAAGUCUUCAACAGCUCUGAACGACCCAUCCACGUCCUCGGAGGACGAGGGCUAUCCAUCACGUUCUCGUGAGCGCGAUCACAAGGCCUUCCCUGCCACCUGCGAUCUAACAGACCUCUCCGGUUCAACAACCAUUGACCGGAAUGCCACCAUGCUGCCCUCACGCCUGUCACUCAUGGGAAGGUAAAUAUGCGGGCCGGACGGGACCGCCCUGCGCGUGGGAGUAUAUAAGGCUUCGAAACGAACAUCGACAAGGCAGAUUUCCUAAACGAGAUCAGGCUAUUCGCUGUAGAUGCGAUCAUAAUAUUUUGUGUUGGCAACAGAAGUAACCGUUAAGGUGGCGAGACGAGAGGAAUCCAAACGCGAUCGGUCAAAGUCUGCUUAGAGUCCAGCCGAGGAGGCGACAUAAAAGGCUGCGGCGGUCACAAAGGCGCAGGGGGAUGCGACCAUGACACUUUCUUGUUGAUCGACCAAACUACUAGCAAAUUGCGAAAGCAGAAGAGUCCGCCUUGAUCGUCAACAGAUUGCUUGGGGUCGAAAUGAGGAGAUGACAUCAAAAACUGCGAUAAUCAUAGCUGUGUUUUAGUCCUAACGGUUGCGUUGGUACUAUUUUAGUGAAAUAAAAAACGGUUUUUUAGAAUGUGCCAAGAUGUCGUCAUCCAAAAGCUUAAAUCUGCCUAAUGUUUGGUCAAUUUCGGUCUGCAGACGGACGAACACAGGUUUUGAAGAAGGAGACACGAUCGCUCAUGUCUCCUUCUUCAAGACUACUUCCUGGGACUCGUCUCUUCUCUUCUAUUGAACACAGGUGGUUUAAGCACCACCCAGCCUGCAGCGGCCAUGUAACCUCAGAAUGUUGACUUAAAGGAGACUCUUUAAACUGAUCGUAGUGCUCGCAAGUGGAUGUUUUUUAUAGUAGCUCGUAAAGCAGUCCAUUAGGGGGUCUCACUGAGUCAUCUUAAUUACCCGCUAAGCAAAAAUAUCUUGUUUUGGAUGGAGAGCCAGGAAAAGUAAACGGACAGGAAAAAAUUAACAUAAAUAAAUACUUUUUGCUCAUGUCCCGUGGGGGGACAUGCCAUAGCAAGUAAGAAUAAGUUUUAAUAUGAACAUUAGAAUAGGUAGACAGAAUCUAUACAACGCUUAAUUCAUAGUUAUUGAAUAAGUAGUCCGUUACGAAGAAUUAUGAGCGAGCAGUGAACAAAUGCCAUUAUCGAAUAAACAAAAUGAAUAUGACUGGACUAACAUUAUAGGAGGAAAAGAGCUGUUGUUGGAAAACCUGACGACGGCCUCUGACUCGGUGGUUGGGCGUUGAAAUUAAAGACGCUCAGUGACUAAAAGAACCCGAAUCCGAAUCUCAGGUCCUACAAACCUGGAGUUCAGUAAAACAAGUGACGAUGGCCAAUGAGCCGGAAGUUGCCAUCCCAGUUUCCCUUGUCUUUUUUGACAUUCGUUCCUGUAUUAACUCUAGUCGUCAUGCCAGGGUUCCAGACUGAGCCCCAAGGCCCAACGGAGGGAGCAGUAGAACUAUCCAGACAAAGCCCAGGUGGCUUCAGCAACUAAUCUGACAUUUUUCCUGUCUCCUCCGAAAUGUGUCCACAUUUAUACACAAGUGCGUCACCUACCAAAGCAGAAGCUGCGUUUCAGUUCCUACCGUCCGUUAACUAGGAGAGUUUGACCUUUGCGCACGACAGGGUCCACCGAUUCUGCGUAAGGUAGGCACAGGGGGAGCGAUGUACGCUUAAUUCUUCUUUUAGUGACCCAGACUUUCGGCGCAUGUACGCCAUACCCUCCUACCACAUUCACCAUAGUUUGAUGGUGAAACGGGCGCGGAUGCAGCGGUUGAUAAAUCUUAAAGCACCAUCCACAUUUGACUGCACAGACCGCACGACCCAGUAGGCCGGUUGCUUGAGCUUCUAUCAGAAGUCCAGGUUUCAUUCAACCCCCUCCCCCCUCCUGUUUGUCUUGCUCCCAACGUAAAAAAUUAGGGCAACUACUGAAGAAACUGACUCGUUUUAAUAGUGAGGACAGCAACCUCUGAUAACUAGUCGCCCUGCCACACAGCUUUCGCCCGACAGGUAAUUACAUGAUGAUUUAGGCGAGGGAAUGCGACGCCUGAGGUCUCAGGGAGGUUUAAUCGAUUCCUGGCCGUCAUAAGGCAAAUGUGCAUGGUAUUUUUUGUUUCUGUGAUAUCCCAACACUUGCUCCCACGACAGCCCAUUCAGUCGCCUCUGAAACAUCCAUACUAUAUGGCAGAACAUAUUAUAUUGUCGUCAGUCUUCCUCACUUCUUAUGACUGUUCGGCCAUCGGCUUCCGGAGUAAUUUUCCAGUUCCUCUGACGUAGUUAUCUUACCCACAGCUGCACCAGAUCCCGGAAACGACCCGAAACGUCUCUUAUUGUGGUAAUGGAUCUCCUAGUCCCAGUACCUAGCUUCUGACGCUUGUCUGCUAUCGAUGUGCAUCUCCAGUUUCGCAAGGCGGAUGACGGCGUCUGAGACGUUUUCGACGUAUGGACAAGCCGGCCGAAAGUUGAAGUCCACGCGGUUUAGUCACCCGUCUUGUCUCUUCACGCUGAGCCCUCGUCGAAGGAUUAUGUCAUUGCAACCUUGAAUGUCGGCCCACUGCAAUGCUUCUCAAGCCGUCGGUAAAGCGCCCUUACUCAACUGCAUUGAUAGCUGCGUGGGCGGCUACUACUGAAGCGCGGUAGGAGCAUCUAUGAUGAAUACAGGGGUGCUCAUUUUAGCAGGCGUCCGAUACUGUAGCAACUGCAUCCUCUAAAUAGCGCAUCUCCUGUACGCCUGCUACCUUUAUCUGCUGAUCUCUGUUGAUGACUUCAAGCGUAAAAUCCGAAACGUCAAGUCGAUAAACGGCCCUGUUCCAACAAAAGAGCCUCCUCCUACGCUACACAGGCAGCUUUUGUUCCCGCCUUCAUCGGUGACCAGGAUGCCAAUUUUCUCAUCCUUCUUCAGUUACCUCAGGGCAUAUGAUCCACUUCGCGAAAUGUAACUGGGGUAGGUACCUCGUUGCUGGACGUACUGUUUCAGUUCUCACAAGCAACCGGUCGCCGAAAAUGGUUGCAUCUACCUACGAAAAGGGUCAUGAGUCCACUUUCACAGGCAGCGAGUCUAACCCGAGAGUUGGUUGAGGCCUGAACUUUAACUACUGGACGUUCAUAUCCUGCGUCCGCGUACGACAGUUCGACCGUCGCUGCCGACAAUGCCCACCGUAUGCUUCACAGCCAAGUAAGAGCAGGGACGGUGACUUGUGGGUGAAUUAGUUUAUAGUGAAUGUAGACUUGCACAGCAUCUACCGCACUCGAUCCUCAUCCUCCUCCCCCAGCUGGACACUGUGGCAGGACAGAGUCAAGAAGACCUGAGGCGGGAUAGGGCGCAGGAGGAUGGCACGGUAGAGCCCGCACCUUGUAGCAAAGAACAAAAGGGGCUGAUGUGGCCGAAGCCGCACCUAGGUAUGUCGUCACCCCGGCUCGGAUCCCAAGGAAUGGGAAUUCUAUAAAGGCCACAUUAGGAAAGAGCCAUUGCAGUUCGACUCCGCAUACAAAACACUGUAGACUAGCAUGUAGCCCUGUAACGCUUUCCAUUAAUUUAUGAAAAGUUAUUCUAUAACUGCCGCUCGUCUUGCUGCAGCUGUCGCUCUUCAAAGACUCGCAAAGAUGAUACUUAAACGAUUUCUGCGCCCGAACGCUCCCUCCUUUUACUGUGAUAUUCUACCCCUGGUUAAGUACACUUUCCGUUACCUGAUCAGGUGCCGGAGCGUUGUCCCAAAUAUCCAAUAUCUUUCUCAAAAGCACACAUGACUGGCAUUAAAAGUCGGACCCUUACCACCGGAUCCGAGCAAGUAUUUAUUCAAGAUCCCGCUGCGUAAAAGUCGUUUGCCUCCCCCACCAGCUCAUCCAUACGAGCUAACCUUACCGGGUGCUAUACGAAAGUUCGACCACCAAGCUCGACGAUGUCCACCGUGUGCUCCACAACAAGGUGAGAGUAAGGACGGUGACUUGCGUGUGCAUUAGUUUGAAGUGAUAGUAGACUUUAGCAGUAUUUACCGCACUCUCUCUUCCCCAUUCCCCAUCUGGACCCGGUGUCAAGACAGUGUCAAGAAGACCGGAGGCGGGGUAGGGCGCAGGUGGAUGGCACGGUCGAGCCCGUACCUUGGCGUUCUACUCCACACCCCCUGGUCCUCGCAGCAAAUGACCAGGAUUUUAAAACAGCAAAAGAGGCUGGUGCGGCCGAAGCCGCACCUCGGAGUGCCGUCCCACCUGACUCAGAUCCCACGGAGUAGGAGUGCCAUAAAGGUCACAUUAAGAUGGAGACAGUGUAGCCUGACUCCACAUACAAAACAACCUUAGACUAACUUCCAAACGUGCAACGCUUUCCAUUAACUGGUUAAAAGUUAUUCUAUAACUGCCGCUCGUCUUGCAGCAGCUGUCGCAAAGAUGAUAAUUAAACGAUUGAUCAGAAGAAGAAGCGAUCGCUGGAACAAGGACUUUAUUCGCCUGACGUUUCAGAUUCUCACUUGAACCCAUCAUCAGAGACAGUGGCAGAAAAGGGUGACUCCUGCACAGGAAGUUGUAGUAUUUAUAGGAUGCAGUCGCUAUGUUACCGAAUACCUAUUGCAGUUAACCGCGCUCCCCUUAAUCAAGGAUUGUUGCCCGCUGGCGUGAUGAUUGCCCGGCCACCAGCGGGCAACAAUCCUUGAUUAAGGGGAGCGCGGUUAAUUGCUAUACGUAUGCGGUAGCAGAGCGACUGCAUCCUAUAAAUGCUGCAACUUCCUGUGCAUGAGUCACCCUUUUCUGCCACUGUCUCUGAUGAUGGGUUCAAGUGAGAAUCUGAAACGUCAGGCGAAUAAAGUCCUUGUUCCAGCGAUCGCUUUUUCUUCUUCUGAUCAACUAGUUCCUUGAACUCGCAUCUUCGCUUCUAUCGGCAAUUAAACGAUUCCUGCGCCCGAACACUCCCUCCUUUUAGUGCGACAUUCUACCCCUGGUUAGAUACACUCUCCGUUACCCAAUCAGGUGGCGGAGCGUUGUCCCAAAUAUCCUGCUUUCUGACACCACCCCAAUGCGCCGAAAAGGUUUCAGGCCUAGUUGUCAAAUCUCCUCUCUUUUCAGCUCGUCUUCUUUGCAGUCAUCUGUGGGGGAAAUUGCGACAAUUCCCAAUGGAAAGCGGUCACAGAUGCCUCCUGAUUCUGUUGCCAGCAGAGCGCGCACCUCACAGUUACAAGUGUCUACAAUUCGAACACUUCUGAAGGAAAAGAAAGAUUUGUGCAAGUUACUGAACCCACAUUUUAGAGCCGUAGAGUUUUGAUACUUUUUACUUAGCGUACCUGUCAUUAAAUAAAAUAUGAACCUCCCGUAGCACAAGUGGUUCUGCCCUAAAAUCCAGCGUGGUUAGAGUCAGGGUUAGGAUCAGUGUUAGGGUUAGGACUGCUAAGGGUAAGGUUAGGGCUAGUGAUAGGUUUGAAGUCUGGACAAGGAAACAGGAUUUCCCAAAUUCAGCGUGAGGCCACCUAUAGUACUAAUAAGGCUUUAUACAUAUUCCUGUGCCCGACCAAAUAAAUAAAUAUAUUAGGAUAAUAAUUUCAGAGAUUGUUAAGUGAAAUGUACGGCACAGGACCUUUUAGGAUCAGACCCCUAAUAUCGAUGAACAUUUGAGUCAAAGACAAUCCAAUACUGUGGAAUAACUAAGUAAUGCCCAUUCUACAAAUAAGUAGCACUAGUUGUAGUGCAAUUUUAUGUGAGAACUGGCUAUAGUGAACUCCCGACAUAGGCAUUAGCUACUAGCCCGGACACGUAUUUCGUCGCAACAUGACGCAGCUGCCAGGGAUUCGGCUCCUCAGUCGGACCCCCAGUGUUCUAUAUUCGGUUUCUGGUAUGUGAACUAAUACCUUUGCCCAGAGCUCGGUAUAACCGUCUGUCAUAUCAACCUAUACUACUAGUAGUACUGCUUGCUGGUGGAACAAACAUUACUAGGCUAUUCCACAGGGGCAUCUCAUUAGCCAACGUCAUCGGAAAGAUCUUCGCUCACCUUCGCCUCAAUCGUCUCAACGGCCUCCUCGGGCCAGGACUAAUGCCAAAGAGCCAAAGUAGCUUCCGACGACAGCGCGGGACCACCGACAUAGUAUUCGUCGCUCGCCAAUUACAGGAGAAGUGUCAGGAGGUGCGAACCCACUUUUACGCUACAUUCGUGGACUUAACGAAAGCCUUCGACGCGACCAGUCGCGAGGGACUGGGGAAAACCAUGCAGAUAUUCGGCUGUCCUGAGCGGCGACCCACGUGCAUGGUACGUCAGCUCCACGACGGGAUGAUGGUGUGCGUCAAGGAAACAGGGCCAUCUCCGAGGCAUUCGCAGUGACCAAUGCUAUGAAGCACGGCUGCGUACUCCCUCCCACCCUCUUCAGACUCAUGUUCUCUGCUAUGCCGAUGGAUUUCCACCGUGAUGAGGGGUCUGGUAUACGCAUCGCCUACAGAGCUAACGAGCAUCUUCUCAUCGGCAGGCGCAUACAGGCUUCAACGCGGCCAUCUACGACCACAGUCCGCGACCUGUUCUUAGCCGACGAACGCGCGCUCAACACCAAGAAUGAAGAGGACAUGCAAAGGAGCACGAACCUCUUCAGCGCCGGCUGUGCCAACUUCGACUGA